AUGAAUGAAAAUAAUACACCUCAUGAUUCUAAGAUAGAAAAACAAACAAAAAAGUCUCAAAUUUAUUGCUACAUAUUUUUAUUUACUUUAGGCGUAUCAUCGUUGUCAGGAUGGAAUGCUUUUUUAUCUGGUUUAUCUUAUUUUGCAGAUUAAUAUUAUGGUAUCAAGAAUAAUAAUCAAUUAAUUAGGACGCAAUGUAUAUUUCAUAAUGCCAAUUCCUAAUUUUGUAGGUUCUUGCUUAAUUGGGUUGCUAUUACCUAGAAUAAGCUAUUUAUUUUCAAUGUUUUUUAAGGUUGUUUGGUCACUAGCAAUUUUGUGUAUACUUUUGAUACUUCUACCAAUCAUAGCAUCUGAAAUACAUAGUGCUAAAGGUAUCUAUUUAUUUAAUAAAUCAAAAGGAUAUUGGUUUUGUUUAAUCACAAUUUUCUUAAUGUCAUUAUUUUAAUCUCUCUAAUCAUAUUGUUGUAUAGGGAUAUCUUAGAUACUCGGUCCAUAUUAUGUUUAUAUAUACUUUGUUGGUACAGGAGCAUCUGGAAUCAUUCUCACUCUUUUUAGAAUAAUUUCUUUAGCUUCAAUCUAGAGUGAAAAUUGUAGUUUAUUUUUAUAUUUAUUAGCAAUUUAUUUAUGUAUAGGAAUAGCAAUACUUUGGAAUAUUGUUGCAAUCAUUAUGUAUUUUCAAUUUACUAAUACUUCUUAAUAUAGAAAAAUUAUUUUAACUCAACUAAAAGGUAGUAAAUCUGUUUCCUUUGAUUAUCAUAACAAUAUCAAGGUCGAAUCGAAAAAUCAAAUACAAAACAAUAAAAUAAAUUCUGAUAGCAUUAAUUCAGAAUUUACAGAUUAAAUUAUUUUAACUUAAGAUGUUGAUCUAAUACUUAAUAAUUAGCUAAUAUAUUAAAACACCUAGUAACUCUCUUUAAAAAGGAGUAAUGCUAUUACUACUUUAGUUUAGAUUAACAAAAUUGCCUUUCCUAUUCCUUUUUUAAUUUUGAUUCUUUACAUUUAGACAUUUAUGAUGUUUCCAGGAGUUGCACUCCAAAAACCUUUCUUUUCUGAAUUUAUUAAUUGGGGUCAAACUUUAAUUAUUUUAGGAUUUAAUAUUGGAGAUACUUUAGGAAAAUUCUUAGCGAAUUAUAGAAAACUUUUUAAUCUCCCAAUUUUAAUAGGUUUAUUCUUGUUAAGAUUUGCAUUUUUUUACACCUAUAUAAAAAUUGCCAAAGGAUCGCAAAAUGACAAAUUGAUAUCAUAUUUUAACACAUUUUUAUUUGGAAUUUCGAACGGAUUUUUAACUACAGGAUAUAUGAUUUUAGGGUCAGAAAAAGUAAUCUUUUUGAAUACCUAUAUUUUAGACCUCUGAGGAUUUUGUUAAAGAAAAAAUUGGAUUUGUUUUGGGAUUUUCUCUUUGCUUAGGCAUAAUGUUAGGAACAUUCUUAGCUCUACCAUUUUCAAAUAUAUCUGAUUGA
Paramecium sonneborni is the source of this 1460-nucleotide messenger RNA. NCBI's taxonomy places the organism in Eukaryota, Ciliophora, Oligohymenophorea, Peniculida, Parameciidae. The record is from the annotation of a GenBank genome assembly.